Molecule: messenger RNA, 3311 nt
Organism: Megalops cyprinoides (Indo-Pacific tarpon)
Lineage: Eukaryota; Metazoa; Chordata; Actinopteri; Elopiformes; Megalopidae
Gene: nova2
Product: NOVA alternative splicing regulator 2
Exons: 4
Coding region: 814-2310 (498 amino acids)
Biological process (GO): mRNA splicing, via spliceosome; regulation of alternative mRNA splicing, via spliceosome
Cellular component (GO): nucleus; cytoplasm
Molecular function (GO): mRNA binding
Source: RefSeq, a predicted model, not a curated record
GGCAGGGGCGGCUCGGUUCUCAACAUCUGACAGGGAUGUAUUCAGAUCCCCAUGACGUCACCCGAUGCCCUGCGCUCCGACAGUCAGUCAGUUCAGGGAUGCUCUGUACGCAAGACUGCAGCAUCUUCUUCUGAGCGGUUCCCAAAAAUCGCAUCUCUUUCCAGCAUUUUUAUCCAUUCUCUGCAUUCUCUCCCUUCCAGACCUUCCUCAAAAGCCACCCCUAGCCCUGUGCACCGACCUGCAAGAAAUCUUCAUGCGAGAAUUGAAGACCAGCUAGAAAAUAACAUUUUUGUUUCAUUUCUCUUUCCUUUUUCAUUAAUUUCGCUUCUUUGUUGAACCCACAUCUAUACAUAUCUACUUUUCGUUUUUAUUUGUAGUUAGUGUUUUGUAUCUCCAUAAUCCGUAAACGGAAGCGUGUAACCGCGGUGCAUCGCCGUAUAGAGAGGUAAAAGUGCGAAACUAAUACUGCGAAAAGCUAUAGUAUAUAUGAAGAAAUCGCGAAAAGAUUAAAUACUUUGAAGCCUCACGUUUAGUAGCCGGGGAGUGGGGAGAAUUAAUACGUUGGAUUUUUAUAGAUGUGACGUUUCUUCAAUCCAGCAUCAAGCAUUGCCUUUGUCGAAUAAGGCUUCUGCAAAUACAUACGGCAUAUCAUUUCGGUGUUUCGAAGAAGGGUGGAUAAAACGUAAGAGAUCUCUCUCGGAAGAGAACGACAACGUCAGAGACGCAUUUCUAAUUCUUUAACGCCCCGCUUAUUCAAGACCCUUUGUUUCUUGCGUUGCAUUGAGGGAUAACGCAGUUUUUAUUCAAGCUACUAUGAAAAUGAUGGCUGGCGGGGCAGUUCAACAGAACGGGAUUUUCUCGAAUCCUCACCAUCACAAUCAACAGCCCCACAUGGAGUCGGAUCCCCCAGAUUCCCGCAAAAGACCGCUGGAGACCCCGACUGAGGCGAGCAGCACCAAGCGCACAAACACGGGAGAGGAAGGCGAGUAUUUCUUGAAGGUGCUGAUCCCGAGCUAUGCGGCCGGCUCCAUCAUCGGCAAAGGGGGGCAGACCAUUGUCCAGCUGCAGAAAGAGACGGGUGCCACCAUCAAACUGUCCAAAUCCAAAGACUUCUACCCAGGGACGACAGAGCGGGUGUGUCUGAUCCAGGGGACGGUGGAGGCCCUGAACGGCGUCCACAACUUCAUCGCGGAGAAGGUGCGCGAGAUGCCGCAAAGCGCCCAGAAGACCGAGCCGGUCAGCAUACUGCAGCCGCAGACCACCGUCAACCCCGACCGCAUCAAACAGGCCAAGCUGAUCGUGCCCAACAGCACAGCGGGUCUGAUCAUCGGCAAAGGCGGGGCCACGGUCAAGGCGGUCAUGGAGCAGUCGGGCGCAUGGGUGCAGCUGUCCCAGAAGCCCGAGGGUAUCAACCUGCAGGAGCGCGUGGUGACCAUCAGCGGAGAGCCGGAGCAGAACCGCAAGGCGGUGGAGAUCAUCGUGCAGAAGAUCCAGGAGGACCCGCAGAGCAGCAGCUGCCUCAACAUCAGCUACUCCAACAUCUCGGGGCCCGUGGCGAACUCCAACCCCACCGGCUCGCCCUACGCCAACUCCGCCGAGGUGAUGCCGGCCGCGGCAGCCGCCGCCGCCGCCACCGCCUCCAGUCUGCUGGGGCAGGCUAGCCUGGCCGGGGUGGGCGCCUUCCCCACUACCAUGUCCAGCUUCUCAGGUAAUGACCUCCUGGCCAUUACGUCUGCCCUCAACACGUUAGCCAGUUACGGAUACAACACCAACUCCCUCGGCCUGGGCCUCAACCCGGCCGCCGCCUCCGGGGUCUUGGCGGCCGUGGCGGCCAGCGCCAACCCGGCCGCCGCCGCCGCCGCCAACCUCCUGGCUUCGUACGCCAGCGACGCCUCCACCAGCGCCGGACACCCGGCCACCACCCUUGGCGGGUUCACCCUGGGGUCCCUGGCCGCCGCCACCGGGGCCACCAACGGCUACCUGAGCGCCGCCUCACCGCUGGUGGCCAGCUCCCUCCUGGCCACCGAGAAGCUGACCGAAGGGGCCAAGGACGUGGUGGAGAUCGCCGUGCCGGAGAACCUGGUCGGCGCCAUCCUGGGCAAAGGUGGGAAGACGCUAGUGGAGUACCAGGAGUUGACGGGGGCCCGCAUCCAGAUCUCCAAAAAGGGAGAGUUCAUUCCCGGCACCCGGAACCGUAAAGUAACCAUAACCGGCUCGCCAGCGGCCACGCAGGCGGCUCAGUAUCUCAUCAGCCAGCGGAUCACCUACGAGCAGGGCGUGCGCGCCACCAACCCUCAGAAGGUGGGCUAAACAAAGAGAAUCAAGGAGGAAACACAAAACAAAAACAACAAAAACAAAAACGGGGCCGGGGGAGGGGGAAGAAUACGGAAAACGGAAGGAAAACCCAAGGAAGUGGAAAGGAAUCAUCCAAACACUCAUGUUUCAGUAUUCAAGGAAAGGAUGAGGAGAAAUCAAAUCCACACUUGGAAGGAGGAAAAAAAAGUAUCAUACAAAAACCAAGAAAAAAAUGUGUAAAAUGUAAAUAUGGUUUUAUUACUUAAGUCCUGAUCUUUCGGGAUUUUUAUUGUUUUUUUUUUGUUCUUCGGACGGCGGUGAACGGCAUUUUGAACCGGCAUGCUGCCGCGCUGCAGUUCCUGGGGGGGUGCCCCCUGGAUUAAAGCCCCCCCACCAACGCCCCCCCUCCCCCCCAUUUCUCCGUAGCUCACAGAUUUUUUUCAACUUCAGUCUCGAAUCUCCCCUCCCCCGUCCCCUAUCCCCUUGUCGGUCCGUUGAGGCUGCAAACAAGCACUGGGUUUAAGAUCAGAGGGAAAUCCCCAUAGUCACUGACACCCCUCCCCACAUCCCCCCCCUCCCCCCCGCCACCCUCCUCAGCCAAUGGCUGACAAAGGGAGGAGAGAUGCAAGGAGGCCAAAGGCUUUUGCCGAUGGCUUAUCUUAAGAGUUCCUUUAGCGUCUUGUGCAGGAUUCUGACUCAAUCGGGCGUAAGGAAUGCAACACUCAUUGUUUGCGUAAGAAAUACCCACAGUCCAGUUCUGGUGGUUACUUCAGAUGUAUGAUGCACCGAGCUGACUCAGAAUCCUGAACUAGCACCAGGGCACAUAGAGUUUGUGGCAUUUUCUCUACAGGGUUUGCAUUCUGGUAUUAUUACUAUUAUUAUUAUAAUUAUUAUUAUUAUUGUCAUCACCAUCAUCAUUAUUUAUUAAUAUGAUUUCACUCAUAAAGACUGAGGUAUUUUCAAUUUUUUUUUUUAAAUCUGUGAAUUCAGGUUGACAUGAAUGUAAAGACUAUAUU